AUGAUUGACCUGAACAGGCCCGGUUCCAUCGAGCGAACCAUCGCUAUCACGGAGAUCGAACGCAUUCUCAACAAGUACUGCAUAAUGGCCCGUGAGAAUGCACCCUUCUCACAAAUGGCCAACCUUUUCCACCCCGAUGGCGUGUUCCGCCUUCCCAAUGGAAGUGGAGUUCCUCCACGAGAAAUGGGGACUGUUGUGCAAGGCAAACCACCAGCUUUCAUUCGCCACCACCUUACAAGCGUGGAUAUUGAGUUCACCAGCGACAGAGAAGCAAAUACACGGGCUCUCUUCUUCGCGAUGACCGGGUCGUCCACCAUCGAUCACUGGGGAUACUGGCAGGAUGUCUUUGAGCAGACAGACGAGGGGUUGUGGCUCAUUAAGGUUCGCAAAAUUGUGGUGGAAGGGCAGGAUGAUAAUGGAUGGUAUGCUGGAGCGUAUGGCCAGUAA
Molecule: messenger RNA, 447 nt
Organism: Penicillium cataractarum
Lineage: Eukaryota; Fungi; Ascomycota; Eurotiomycetes; Eurotiales; Aspergillaceae
Exons: 1
Coding region: 1-447 (148 amino acids)
Source: RefSeq, a predicted model, not a curated record